AUGGAGCCACAUAGUAUUCCAUCACUCUUGACUGCACCCAAUAAAACUUUAAUUGCAUCAUCCUCAAAUUCAAGGAGGCCUUCAAAUACAAACGUCAAUGACACGAAUAGCGAUAUACUUUCUCGUAGUCCCUCGCUUGAACUUUCGGACUCCUUUUCAGUUCUUAGUUUUACACCUAUAAAACAGCAUCCUACCAAUAAUAAUAACUUGAAGACAUCACCUACAAUAGAGCAACAUUAUCAUCCUUUUUUCUCUAGUUCUCAACUUGCUUUUAUCAAACCUAUUUGUUCAAAUAGAGUCAUAGAUAACUGGAACUUUUUGUCUUUGGAGAAAUAUUCUGCAUCACAUAAUUCACAAGAUGCUUAUGAUUUGGAAAUGAGCACUUUAGGCUUAUCUAUUGAACUAGGUAAUUUGUUGUAG
This is a messenger RNA of Cokeromyces recurvatus, 420 nucleotides long. RefSeq lists its product as uncharacterized. The transcript has 2 exons. NCBI's taxonomy places the organism in Eukaryota, Fungi, Mucoromycota, Mucoromycetes, Mucorales, Mucoraceae. The coding region runs from base 1 to 420 and encodes 139 amino acids. The record is from RefSeq and is a predicted model, not a curated record.